Molecule: messenger RNA, 603 nt
Organism: Helianthus annuus (common sunflower)
Lineage: Eukaryota; Viridiplantae; Streptophyta; Magnoliopsida; Asterales; Asteraceae
Exons: 1
Coding region: 1-603 (200 amino acids)
Source: RefSeq, a predicted model, not a curated record
AUGAGUAAAUUGGAUAGAUAUCUAGUUAAUGAUUUGUUUUUAAGUUAUUGGCCGAAAGCUAAGGUGGAGGUCCUUAAACGUGGGAAUUCAGAUCAUUGUCCGAUAGUGUUAUCUUGUGUUUCCUCUGAUUUUGGCCCAACCCCGUUUAAAUUUUUUAACUAUUGGAUUGGGGAUAGCAAAUUGGAUGAUAUUGUUAAUGGGACAGUGAACUUAAGGGGCAGUGGUAUUAGAAAGGACCUGAUGCUGGCUUAUUGUCUCAAAGGAGUCAAAGCAGAAAUUAAAAAAUGGAGGGUAGCUGUAAAUUUGGCAGAAAAAAGGGAGUUAAAGGAGAUUAUAGACAAAAUUAAGAGUAUCGAGAAUAAUGCGACUAAGGGGCUUAUAUCCGAUGCUGAUAAGAGUUUAAGGGUGGAUCUGCGGGUUAAAGCAAAUAAAAUCGAAAUGGCGAAAAUAAAGGACCUCCAACAAAAAGCGAGGGUGAAGUGGUUGAAACACGGCGAUGAGAACAACUCUUUUUUUCAUAAGGCUGUCUCGAUUAACUUGGCCAGAAAUCGGAUUAAUGGGCUGAUUUUUAAUGGAAUCUUAUUUCGGAUCCGGGCGAGCUAA